Mus musculus (house mouse) is the source of this 2486-nucleotide messenger RNA. RefSeq names its product thyroid hormone receptor interactor 10 (gene Trip10). Lineage: Eukaryota; Metazoa; Chordata; Mammalia; Rodentia; Muridae. The record is from RefSeq and is marked validated. Gene Ontology annotation, molecular function: identical protein binding. The coding region runs from base 84 to 1922 and encodes 612 amino acids. Gene Ontology annotation, cellular component: phagocytic cup; cell cortex; lysosome. Gene Ontology annotation, biological process: signal transduction. The transcript has 16 exons.
ACACUGCCCUGGGGCUGAGUCUCCGGUGGAGGGCGGCGGAGACCCGGGCAGGAGGCGGUGGCGUCCUGGGCGGCAAGAGCAGCAUGGAUUGGGGUACCGAGUUGUGGGAUCAGUUUGAGGUGCUGGAACGCCACACGCAGUGGGGGCUGGAUUUGUUGGACAAAUACGUGAAGUUCGUGAAAGAACGCGCGGAGGUGGAGCAGGCUUAUGCUAAGCAACUCCGGAGCCUGGUGAAAAAGUAUCUUCCCAAGAGACCUACCAAAGAUGACCCUGAAGUCAAGUUCAGCCAGCAGCAGUCAUUUGUCCAGCUUCUCCAGGAGGUCAAUGACUUCGCAGGCCAGAGAGAGCUGGUGGCUGAGAGCCUCGGUAUCCGAGUGUGUCUGGAGCUGGCUAAGUAUUCACAGGAGAUGAAGCAGGAGAGGAAGAUGCACUUCCAGGAAGGUCGUCGGGCCCAGCAGCAGCUGGAGAAUGGCUUCAAACAGCUGGAGAAUAGUAAGCGGAAGUUUGAACGAGAUUGCCGGGAGGCUGAGAAAGCGGCUCACACUGCUGAGCGCCUAGAUCAGGACAUUAAUGCCACCAAGGCGGAUGUGGAGAAGGCCAAGCAGCAAGCUCACCUUCGGAACCACAUGGCAGAAGAGAGCAAGAAUGAAUAUGCGGCCCAGCUGCAGCGCUUCAACCGAGACCAGGCUCACUUCUACUUCUCACAGAUGCCCCAGAUAUUCGAUAAGCUGCAGGACAUGGACGAACGCCGGGCCACCCGCCUGGGGGCCGGGUAUGGGCUCUUAUCAGAGGCUGAACUGCAGGUGGUUCCCAUUAUUGGCAAAUGCUUGGAGGGCAUGAAGGUGGCCGCCGAGUCUGUGGAUGCUAAGAACGACUCACAGGUCCUCAUCGAAUUACACAAGUCCGGGUUUGCCCGCCCAGGGGACUUGGAAUUUGAAGACUUUAGCCAAGUUAUCAACCGAGUGCCUUCGGACAGCAGCCUGGGCACCCCGGAUGGCAGGCCUGAGCUCCGAGCAGCCUCCAGCCGUAGCCGCGCCAAGCGUUGGCCUUUCGGGAAAAAGAACAAGCCACGUCCCCCAUCCCUGUCCCUCCUGGGGGGUCACCUACCCUCCACACUGUCUGAUGGACCCUCAUCCCCCCGUUCUGGCCGCGACCCCUUGGCCAUACUGAGCGAGAUCAGUAAGUCGGUCAAACCGCGGCUAGCAUCCUUCCGCAGCUUCCGAGGUGGCCGUGGGACCGUGGCUACCGAAGAUUUCAGUCACUUGCCCCCGGAGCAGCAGAGAAAGCGACUUCAGCAACAGCUGGAAGAGCGGAACCGAGAGUUGCAGAAGGAGGAGGACCAGAGAAGUCGGAGGACAGCUCGCUGGAGUCGGGAGGCCCUGAAGAAGAUGAAAGAUGUAUAUGAGAAAACACCACAAAUGGGGGACCCUGCCAGCUUAGAGCCCCGCAUUGCAGAGACCCUGGGCAACAUUGAGAGGCUGAAGUUGGAAGUGCAGAAGUAUGAGGCUUGGUUGGCAGAAGCUGAAAGCCGGGUCCUCAGUAACCGAGGGGACAGCCUAAGCCGUCACGCUAGGCCCCCUGAUCCCCCAACUACUGCCCCACCUGAUAGCAGCAGUAGCAGCACCAACAGUGGAUCCCAGGACAAUAAGGAGAGCAGCUCAGAAGAGCCCCCUUCAGAAGGCCAGGACACCCCCAUCUAUACUGAGUUCGAUGAGGACUUUGAGGAGCCUGCAUCCCCUAUCGGCCAGUGUGUGGCUAUCUACCAUUUUGAAGGAUCCAGCGAGGGAACCGUCUCCAUGUCCGAGGGGGAAGACCUCAGCCUGAUGGAGGAAGACAAGGGUGAUGGAUGGACGCGGGUCAGGAGGAAACAGGGAGCUGAGGGCUACGUGCCCACCUCUUACCUCCGAGUCACACUCAACUGAACCCCACCAGAGGGGGACGAGGGGCAGGGCUGUCAGCUGCUGCUUCUGGGCCACAGGGGGGGCCCCCAGGACCUUGCACUUUAUUCCUGCCCACGUGGCUUUUGGCUGAGACCUGUGUAACCUGCUGUCCCUCACUCACCUGUCACCUGUCACCCUACGGGGACCCACUUGUGGCUUCCCACGUGGUUGUACAUAUUUGUCAUUUAAGAUCUUUCUUCCCGCCGCUUGGCUUGAGCCAAGUUUUGUUUUAUAUUAAAAAAGUAUAUAUAAUUAUAUAAAGUUCUUGGAGUCUGCACCGCCAGUGUCGGGAAUGGACCUUCAAAAGGCAUCUCUGUGGAGAGGUGGUUUGGGAGUCGGGUUUUGGAUGCUCUUGCAGAGGACCAGGAGUUGGUUUUCAAAAGCAGCUCCCAAAGCUCACAGACAUCCAAGCCUAGGCCCCCUCUGGCCGACUCUGGCAGUCGCACUCAUACCUGCAUGUAUCCUGCCCAAGUUAAAAUGAGAUAAAAGCUUUCUUAUGAGCCCCGUGUGGAAUAAAUGGAGGUGAACCUCGGUGCGCUCUGGCAA